AUGGAAGAGACAGAAGAGUCCAAUGGUAACAAGAAAUGUAACACCAAAACCAUAAGAGGCAGGACCAACAACCCAUCCCAGAAACACCAUCACCAGCAUCACCACCAUCAGCUUAUACAAUAUUCGAAUCAGUUUGGGUUUUUCAACCAGAACCAGUACUAUCAGAGAUACUACUACCCAGCUCUGCUUCCUCUCCCUCCUCUAAUACCUUUGCCUCUGGGUUUAACUCCACCCUUGCCUCAAAACCAGAGCUUCAGAACUAAAACCCAUUUGCAGAAACCUUCAUGCAAGCUGAACAAACCACCUUUUGCUGCUUCCUCAGAAACCCAAGUGCCCAAAGUCUCAAUUUCACCAGAAGCUUCAAAAGGGUUUCAAAAGCAAAGAAAUUUGCCCCUUAAAGGAGAAAAUGGAGGGAAAUUCACAGGUGCAAGAACAGGGAAAGCAAUAGUGACAGCAAAGAGGCCAGACUCUGGCGGUGUGGAAGGGACUACUAUUUCUCUCUUAGCUAACCAUUUCCUUGUCAAAUUCGAUUCAUCGGAACAAAUUUUUCAGUACAAUGUUGAAAUCUCUCCUAGUCCUUCCAAGGACAUUGCACGAAUGAUCAAGCAAAAACUGGUGGAGGAUAAAUCAGCUUUGCUCUGUGGUGCUUGUCCGGCUUAUGAUGGCCGCAAGAAUCUCUAUAGCUCAAUUGAAUUCCAACAUGAUAAACUUGAAAUGUAUGUAAGCCUCCCCAUCCCUACAACCAAGCCAACCUUGCCAUAUGGGGAAUUAUGUGACUUUCAAGAGAAGGAUCAAAGACUUAAACUUUUUCGAGUAAGCAUCAAACUGGUUUCUAAGUUUGAUGGAAAGGAAUUGAGUAGCUACUUGAGCAAUGAUGGAGAUGAGUGGAGACCUAUUCCUCAGGAUUAUCUCCAUGCCUUGGAUGUGGUGUUGAGAGAGAGUCCACUGGAGAAGUGUACACCUGUGGGAAGAUCACUUUAUUCGAGUUCAAUGGGAGGAACUAAAGAUAUUGGAGGAGGAGCUGUAGGAUAUAGAGGGUUCUUUCAGAGCCUUAGACCAACCCAACAAGGACUAGCUCUCAAUGUUGAUUUCUCUGUGACCGCUUUCCACGAAAGCAUUGGAGUGAUCCCAUACUUGCAGAAGCGUCUCGAGUUUCUUCAAGACCUUCCUCAGAGGAAGACGAGGGGUUUAAGUAGCGAUGAGAGGAAUGAAGUGGAGAAGGCAUUAAAGAACAUCAGGAUCUUUGUUUGCCAUAGAGAGACAGUCCAGAGAUACCGGGUUUUUGGCUUAACCGAGGAUGCCACUGAGAAUCUUUGGUUUCCUGACAGAGAUGGGAAGAAUUUGAGGCUUCUUACGUACUUCAAGGAUCACUACAACUACGACGUACAGUUCAGGAAUUUGCCAUGUCUGCAGAUUAGUAGGAGUAAACCAUGUUAUCUUCCUAUGGAGCUGUGUAUGAUCUGUGAAGGCCAGAAGUUCCUUGGGAAGCUUUCAGAUGAUCAGACUGCAAGGAUCCUUAAGAUGGGCUGCCAAGGACCAAAAGAAAGAAAAUCCAUCAUAGAUGAAGUGAUGAGAGGACCUGUUGGGCCAAUAAGUGGCACUCAGGAAAGGGAAUUUAAACUCCAUGUUUCUAGAGAAAUGACGCGAUUAAAUGGAAGAGUCCUUCAACCUCCAAAACUAAAGCUUGGUGAUGGUGGCCAUGUAACAGACCUCAUACCUUCCCGACAUGAUCGGCAGUGGAAUCUCUUGGACAGUCAUGUGUUUGAAGGAACUUGCAUUGAGAGGUGGGCAUUGAUUAGUUUUGGUGGCACCCCAGAACAGAAGCACUGCAUUCCCAAGUUCAUACACCAGCUAUCUCAAAGAUGUGAAAAACUAGGCAUUUUUCUUAACAGAAACACAAUUGCUGGCCCCCAAUUCGAAUCAUCCCAAGUGCUUAACAAUGUCUCCCUUUUGGAAUCCAAGAUAAAGAAAAUCCAGAGAGCUGCAUCAAACAAUCUCCAGCUGCUUAUCUGUGUAAUGGAGAGAAAACACAAAGGGUAUGCAGACCUGAAGCGGAUUGCUGAUACAGGCGUUGGGGUCUUAACCCAAUGUUGCUUGUACUCAAACCUUUGCAGAUUGAGUUCACAGUUUUUGGCUAACCUUGCUCUCAAGAUCAAUGCCAAGGUUGGAGGAUGCACAGUUUCUUUGUACAACUCUUUGCCAUCUCAAAUUCCCCGGCUGCUUCAGAGUGAUGAGCCGGUGAUCUUUAUGGGUGCUGACGUUACUCAUCCCCACCCACUUGAUGAUUUCAGCCCUUCUGUUGCUGCUGUGGUUGGCAGCAUGAAUUGGCCAGCAGCAAACAAGUACGUUUCAAGAAUGAGGUCACAAACACAUAGGCAAGAAAUCAUUGAGGAUCUUGGUGCAAUGGUGGAAGAAUUGUUGGGUGAGUUUCACCAAGAAGUAGGCAAACUCCCAAAGAGAAUAGUUUUCUUCAGAGAUGGGGUAAGCGAAACACAAUUCUACAAAGUGCUUCAUGAGGAAUUGCAAGCCAUUAAAAAAGGGUGUUCUAAGUUCCCUGGUUACAAACCUCCCAUAACCUUUGCAGUGGUUCAGAAGAGGCACCACACUAGAUUGUUCCCUUUCAAAAAUGAUCAGUCUUCGAAACAGAACCAAUGCCUUGAUGAAAACAUCCCUCCGGGGACUGUGGUGGACACGGUGAUCACUCACCCAAGAGAAUUUGAUUUCUAUCUCUGUAGCCAUUGGGGUGUUAAGGGUACAAGCCGGCCAACACAUUACCACAUACUGUGGGAUGAAAAUGAGUUCACUUCAGAUGAACUACAGAAUUUGGUGAACGUUCUGUGCUACACAUACGUAAGGUGCACCAAGCCAGUUUCUCUUGUGCCCCCGGCUUACUAUGCUCACCUAGCUGCGUAUAGAGGAAGGCUUUACCUUGAGCGAUCGGAGUCCAUAACAGCUUACACAAGAAGCGGGGCGGUACUCUCCAGAGCUGCCCCACCAAAGGCAAUGUCUCUGCCAAAACUAAGUGAAAAUGUUAGGAAGCUUAUGUUUUACUGCUGAACCUGUCGCAUAGUAAUGCCGGCAUUGUAACAUAGAUCUAGUUCCAUUUAACAGAA
Argentina anserina (silverweed cinquefoil) is the source of this 3113-nucleotide messenger RNA. Its product is annotated as protein argonaute 7. The coding region runs from base 1 to 3057 and encodes 1018 amino acids. Lineage: Eukaryota; Viridiplantae; Streptophyta; Magnoliopsida; Rosales; Rosaceae. Gene Ontology annotation, molecular function: RNA endonuclease activity; RNA binding; protein binding. The transcript has 3 exons. Gene Ontology annotation, biological process: regulatory ncRNA-mediated post-transcriptional gene silencing. Gene Ontology annotation, cellular component: cytoplasm. The record is from RefSeq and is a predicted model, not a curated record.